UUGAUAGAAAACCAAAUCUUUUCACUUUGUUUAGGCAAUACUUCAGACAUCUCACUUGCGUAUCAGGCUUCCAAAAACUCUGGAUACCUGGCUUUCAACUCAGUCGAUAACACCUUACCAUCCUGUUUGGAUGAAAGUGCACAAGAAAAUGGUGAACAGAAUAUUACUGGUGGUUUGGUAGGGAAGACUGAGAGUGGAACUGAAGCUCAAGAAUUCAAUAGGCAAGGCCUAAUACUGCCUCACAUCAGUCAGGUUUAUAACGAAUUGCAUGUCACCUAUCAGGAGCUCCAGAGAGAGCGUUCAGCACGGGAGCAAUAUGCACUGGAACUUCAGAGACUAGAAUGUUUUCUAGUUCAGCGAGAAACAUUGCUUUACAGACGUGAAGCAGCUUUGGCUGAAAUAAAACGUUCUGAGGAAGAAGUUCAGGCAAGAUUUGGAAUUAUAAAAAAGCAACAUGAGACAGAAAUGAACCAAAUGAGAGAAACCUUGAGACGAGUGACUGAGGAAAAUAGUAAACUGAAGUCAUCAUUUAACUGUGUGAUGGAAGAGGAUGACUCCCUAAGAAAACAGUUAAGUGGCGCGAACGCACAGAACAAGAUGUUAGAAGAUCGAGCAAGAACCAUGCAAGCUCAGUUAGACAAUUUACAGCAACAUGAGACAGAAAUGAACCAAAUGAGAGAAACCUUGAGACGAGUGACUGAGGAAAAUAGUAAACUGAAGUCAUCAUUUAACUGUGUGAUGGAAGAGGAUGACGCCCUAAGAAAACAGUUAAGUGGCGCGAACGAACAGAACAAGAUGUUAGAAGAUCGAGCAAGAACCAUGCAAGCUCAGUUAGACAAUUUACAGCAACAUGAGAAAGAAAUGAACCAAAUGAGAGAGACCUUGAGACAAGUGACUGAGGAAAAUAGUAAACUGAAGUCAUCAUUUAACUGUGUGAUGGAAGAGGAUGACUCCCUAAGAAAACAGUUAAGUGACGCGAACGCACAGAACAAGAUGUUAGAAGAUCGAGCAAGAACCAUGCAAGCUCAGUUAGACAAUUUACAGCAGAAGAAUGCAUUUUUAAUGGCACAGAUGCCCAAGGAUUCAGGAGAAGUGGUGUGCCCACGUAAACGUGUUAAGGUGGAUAAUGAGAAAAGAGCAUCAAAAAGUGUUAAGUUAAGUGGCGCGAACGCACAGAACAAGAUGUUAGAAGAUCGAGCAAGAACCAUGCAAGCUCAGUUAGACAAUUUACAGCAACAUGAGAAAGAAAUGAACCAAAUGAGAGAGACCUUGAGACAAGUGACUGAGGAAAAUAGUAAACUGAAGUCAUCAUUUAACUGUGUGAUGGGGGAGAAUGACUCCCUAAGAAAACAGUUAAGUGGCGCGAACGAACAGAACAAGAUGUUAGAAGAUCGAGCAAGAACCAUGCAAGCUCAGUUAGACAAUUUACAGCAGAAGAAUGCAUUUUUAAUGGCACAGAUGCCCAAGGAUUCAGGAGAAGUGGUGUGCCCACGUAAACCUGUUACGGAGGAAGAAGAGACAGAAGCAUCAAAAAGUGUUAAGGUACUACUGAAUUCAAAAGUUUACGACCUCUUAACUAUUCUUAUGGACUGGAUCUCAAACCAACACCUUAGCAAAAUAGAAAUACAAGGAGAGAGAGAGGGCAAUGAUAAACCUCAGGGUGCUAAAGAAAACAACACUCCAGAAAAUUGUAUAAAGCUUUUGCCUAUGGUCACUGGACAGCUCCAGUGGAUGCCAUUUGUGGAUCCUAAACUACAUAUGCCUGUGAUUCAAUUUAUCUACUGGUCUCUAAGGCAGAUAAAUACUGGUAGUAAGCAUGCAAGCAUGACAUCAACAAUGGAGAGACUUGGAGAAGUUAUUUUCAAAGGCGUAGUACAUAAGGGAAACCUGCAAAAAUUGUCUGAAAAGUCUACACAGAGUAAACCAAAAACUGCACUUUUCUUUAAAAGCUCCUUUAUGCCUUUGAGGUUUCUGUCAACUUUAAUUUUGCUUGAAACAGCGAAACGAGUGAGUUACCUGACUCGGGCAUUUCAUUCCCUUUGCGUGGACUUGAAGACAGAUGAAGGAAAGAUGUUAUUUUUGCAAUACCAAUGUGUGCCUGUCAUACUAAGCCACUUAACUAUAUCAAGAAAAUGUCUCCUUUCUGGUGCUCUUGAUGCAUUAAUUGAGAUGGCCAGGAGCUCUGAUAAAAGUUACUUACAGCUUUUCCUGGAAUACUGCAGUACUGAAUCCGUUUUCCGUGCUUGUUCUGCAUUGCUUCAGAAUCCCAAACUAGACAUUUGUUUUUCGAAAAAGAUUUGUUCUAUGCUACGGAAACUCUCCGAAAUAAAAAGCAAUAAGAAGAUGUUUGAAUUGUUUGCACUUCCCAAAGUGAUCAAAGAACUGCUCAAGACAACACAUCCAGAUCACCAUCACUUCUGCGUAGACCUCAAAGUAAUUCUGUGUAAUUUGGGAGUGGCAAAGAGCAACAGUGCUAAACUCCAGUUUAAGCACAAGUGACUAGCACUAUCUUUCGAUCAAAUUGUUGUUCUGUGUAAUGUAU
This is a messenger RNA of Cygnus atratus (black swan), 2542 nucleotides long. RefSeq names its product coiled-coil domain containing 138 (gene CCDC138). NCBI's taxonomy places the organism in Eukaryota, Metazoa, Chordata, Aves, Anseriformes, Anatidae. The coding region runs from base 466 to 2499 and encodes 677 amino acids. The transcript is spliced from 20 exons. The record is from RefSeq and is a predicted model, not a curated record.